Aegilops tauschii subsp. strangulata is the source of this 1072-nucleotide messenger RNA. Its product is annotated as very-long-chain (3R)-3-hydroxyacyl-CoA dehydratase PASTICCINO 2B. Gene Ontology annotation, biological process: fatty acid elongation; sphingolipid biosynthetic process; very long-chain fatty acid biosynthetic process. Lineage: Eukaryota; Viridiplantae; Streptophyta; Magnoliopsida; Poales; Poaceae. The record is from RefSeq and is a predicted model, not a curated record. Gene Ontology annotation, molecular function: 3-hydroxyacyl-CoA dehydratase activity. Gene Ontology annotation, cellular component: endoplasmic reticulum membrane.
CACUGUGCACUCCCCAACCGCAUCCGUCCUCCCGAAGUCCCGAUCGAUUAAAUCAACGCCAAACCAAAGUAGAGAAGCAAUGCAAUUAUAACGACACCAAUCCCCAGUAGAGUAAUCGUGGCGGCAACCGAAUUCGGCUUGAGCAUAUUCUCUGGUGCGUAUACUUGGUUCAUGCAAUUGAUUAACAGCUGACAUCGCGAGCUAGCUAGCACUACUAGCAGUUCGACCGCAGCAGCUCGCUCCGCAGUUAAUGGCGACCACCGUGUCCGGGUCGGCGCUCCGGCGGCUCUACCUCUCCGCCUACAACUGGGUCGUCUUCUUCGGAUGGGCGCAGGUGCUGUGCUACGCGGCCUCGGCGCUGCUGGAGAGCGGCCAUGAGGCCGUCUACGCCGCCGUCGAGCGGCCGCUGCAGUUCGCGCAGACCGCAGCCUUCAUGGAGAUUCUGCAUUCGAUUCUAGGGUUUGUGAGGUCUCCGAUUUCGACAACUCUUCCACAAAUCACUGGAAGAUUGUACAUCACAUGGGGCAUCUUGUGGAGCUUUCAAGAGGCGCAAUCUCAUGUUCUUGUAACUUCAUUGAUCAUAAGUUGGUCCAUCACUGAGGUCAUCAGAUAUUUUUUCUUUGCUAUGAAGGAGACAUUUGGGUUUGCACCUUACUGGCUCCUAUGGCUUAGGUAUAGCACCUUUCUGGUGUUCUAUCCUACCGGCAUGUUAAGCGAGGCUGGCCUAAUCUUAGUUGCCAUGCCCUUUAUGAAGACGUCAAGGAAAUACUAUCUUAUGAUGCCUAAUAAAUGGAAUUUCUCCAUCGACUACCGCCAUGAAUUGGCUCUUGACACGGCUCUAAUCAUACCAGGAUUUCCGUACUUGUUUCGUUAUAUGGUGGAUAAGCGGAAGAAGGUCUUGUUAGCAGCAAAGACAGUAUGAUACUGUAAUUGCUUCUUGUGCAAUCAUGUUGAGAAAGAGGGAAUGUGGAAUACUAGAAUAAAAUUAUUUAAACCUUGAAUCGUGUUUUGUGACAUUCACUGACCGCUAGCUUCAAACUUCCUCAGCAUCUCAUACAUGCAAUCUCCGGUU